Dromiciops gliroides (monito del monte) is the source of this 9580-nucleotide messenger RNA. RefSeq names its product integrin subunit alpha 1 (gene ITGA1). The coding region runs from base 734 to 4270 and encodes 1178 amino acids. Gene Ontology annotation, biological process: cell-cell adhesion; cell adhesion mediated by integrin; cell-matrix adhesion. Gene Ontology annotation, molecular function: integrin binding. Lineage: Eukaryota; Metazoa; Chordata; Mammalia; Microbiotheria; Microbiotheriidae. The record is from RefSeq and is a predicted model, not a curated record. The transcript is spliced from 29 exons. Gene Ontology annotation, cellular component: integrin complex; external side of plasma membrane.
CAAGAAGGGAUUUGCUCUACAAUUUACCCUACAUAGAGACAGUGACUAAAAUGAUUCGGGGGAGAGGGGCAAAAUGAUAUUUACUUUUCCUACGCGUAGAGUGUCUCUGAUCUCUUCGACUGACAGCACCGACCAGAGGAAAUGAGUCUCACCUCUAGGAGUGAGACUGCAAGAGAACUUACUUUCAAAGAGGGUCUCACUGUAAUUGUCCUAAAUAGAAGGAAAGGUUGUGAAGGCGGAGCUUGCUAGUGAACCCGCGCCACCCAGAAGUUUCAGUGAGAGUUUCCUAAACUUCUAGCUCUCACUCGCGUUCUGACGACCCCGGAAGGGUGAUCGCCCAUUCAAUGGAAUGCAGAUGUCCCUUUAAGGUUUGACUCCCUCUCAGUGGACUUUAGCCUAAACACGGACUGGAAGCUUGCUUUAUUUGUACAUGAGCACAGACUCUGGGAAUCAGCCAGUUGCGAUUUCAAAGACUAAGAACGAAAAGGGAGGGGCGAUGUGGCAAUUCAUCUUGGAUGUAAAAAGCGUGGAGAGGACUUAGACUUUUGCCGAAAACACAAGAAAUCACCCUCGACCGCUGCCGCCGCUGCCGCCGCCGCUCGGAGAGCUAGCGGAGUAGUUCAGAGGCAGCGCUCCGGCCACAGUUUGUUCAAAGCAGCCUGCGGCGUGUCCCAGCUGAGAGAGCGAGCCCUAGGGAGCCUGCCCUGCCUCUCCUGCCCGUGCCAGGCCGGUCAUGGCCCGCCAGCGCUGCACCAGCCCAGGUGUCGCUGUCGCAUGCUGGUUGCUUGCCGUGGUCUUGGGCUUCUGUGUAUCCUUCAAUGUGGAUGUGAAAAAUGCAAUGACCUUCAGUGGCCCAGUGGAGGACAUGUUUGGAUAUACAGUUCAACAAUAUGAAAAUGAAGAAGGCAAAUGGGUGCUCAUUGGUUCUCCACUGGUUGGCCAACCCAAGAACAGAACUGGUGAUGUUUAUAAGUGUCCAGUAGGGCAAGGAGAAUCGUCGCCAUGCAUAAAAUUGGAUCUCCCAGUUUAUACGUCAAUUCCGAAUGUCACGGAAGUAAAGGAGAACAUGACGUUUGGAUCCACUUUAGUCACUAACCCAAAAGGCGGGUUUCUGGCCUGUGGACCUUUGUAUGCCUACAGAUGUGGACAUUCACAUUAUACAACGGGCAUCUGUUCGGAUGUUGAUUCCAAAUUUCAGGUUGUGAACUCCAUUGCACCAUCUGUUCAAGGAUGUAGUACCCAACUGGACAUUGUCAUAGUGCUGGAUGGUUCUAACAGUAUUUACCCCUGGACAAGUGUUACAGAUUUUUUAAAUAGUUUACUUGGGAAAAUGGACAUUGGUCCCAAGCAGACCCAGGUUGGAAUCGUACAGUAUGGUGAAAAUGUGACCCAUGAAUUUAAUCUCAACAAAUAUUCAACGACUGAAGAAGUGCUCAUUGCAGCCAACCAAAUAGUGCAGAGGCAAGGGCGCCAAACAAUGACAGCUCUUGGAAUAGAUACAGCAAGAAAAGAGGCCUUCACUAAAGCCAGGGGUGCUCGAAGUGGAGUUAAGAAAGUCAUGGUGAUUGUGACUGAUGGAGAAUCUCAUGACAACCAUCAGUUGAAUAAAGUCAUCCAAGAAUGUGAAGAUGACAACAUCCAGAGAUUUGCCAUAGCUAUUCUUGGCCACUAUAACCGAGGGAAUUUGAGCACUGAGAAAUUUGUGGAAGAAAUAAAAUCAAUUGCAAGUGAACCUACUGAAAAGCAUUUCUUCAAUGUCUCUGAUGAAUUUGCACUAGUCACUAUUGCUGAAGGCCUGGGAGAAAGAAUAUUUGCCUUGGAAGCCACAACUGACUUGUCAGCAGCCUCAUUUGAGAUGGAAAUGUCCCAGACUGGAUUCAGUGCUCAUUAUUCACAGGAUUGGGUUAUGCUUGGAGCUGUUGGAGCCUAUGACUGGAAUGGAACAGUUGUCAUGCAGAAAGAUAGUCAAUUUAUAACCCCAUCAAACAGUUCCUUCAAUGUUAAAUCUACUAAGAAAAAUGAACCACUUGCUUCCUAUUUAGGUUAUAUGGUGAACUCUGCCACUAUUCCUGGAGAUGUGAUCUACAUCGCUGGGCAACCCCGCUAUAAUCACACAGGUCAAGUCAUUAUCUAUACAAUGGAAGGUCAAGAAAUCAAGAUUCUCCAAACCCUCAGUGGAGAACAAAUUGGUUCUUACUUUGGCAGUGUUUUAACAACAAUCGAUGUUGAUAAAGACUCCUUCACUGACAUCCUUCUGGUUGGUGCUCCCAUGUAUAUGGGAACAGAGAAAGAGGAACAAGGAAAAGUGUAUGUGUAUGCUUUGAAUCAGACUAGGUUUGAAUACCAGAUGAGCCUGGAGCCCAUUAAGCAAACUUGCUGUUCGUCCCUCAAGCACGAUUCCUGCAAGAAGAAAAACAAAAACGAGCCUUGUGGGGCUCGUUUUGGAACAGCUAUUGCUUCUGUGAAGGACCUCAACCUUGACGGAUUUAAUGAUAUUGUCAUUGGAGCUCCCUUAGAAGAUGAUCAUGGAGGGGCUGUGUACAUUUAUCAUGGAAGUGGCAAGACCAUAAGGAAAGAAUAUGCACAACGUAUUCCAUCAGGUGGAGAUGGAGAGACACUGAAAUUUUUUGGCCAGUCUAUACAUGGAGAAAUGGAUUUAAAUGGAGACGGAUUGACUGAUGUGACCAUUGGAGGCCUUGGUGGUGCUGCCCUCUUCUGGUCUCGAGAUGUAGCUGAAGUUAAAGUUACCAUGACUUUUGCACCCAAUAAAGUGAACAUUCAAAAGAAAAACUGUAAGAUGGAAGGAAAGGAAACAGUAUGCAUAAAUGCUACAAUGUGUUUUAAUGUCAAGCUAAAGUCAAAGGAAGAUACAGUUUAUGAAGCUGAUCUGCAGUACCGAGUUACACUAGACUCAGUAAGACAGAUAUCACGAAGUUUCUUCUCUGGAACACAAGAAAGAAAAAUUCAAAGAAACAUCACAGUCCGUGGAUCAGAAUGUAUUAAGCAUUACUUCUACAUGUUGGACAAGCAUGACUUUCGGGAUUCGGUGAAGGUAUCUUUGGAUUUUAAUCUUUCAGAUCCAGAAAAUGGGCCUGUGCUUGAUGGUGAUCUGCCUAACUCAGUACAUGAAUAUAUUCCCUUUGCAAAAGAUUGUGGAAACAAAGAAAAAUGCAUCUCAGAUUUGGCUCUCACUGCAUCAACCACAGGAAAAGACUUACUCAUUGUUAAGUCCCACAGUGACAAAUUCAACAUGAGCCUGACCAUCAGGAAUAAAAAGGACAGUGCCUACAACACCAGGGCCAUUGUUCAGGCCUCUCCAAAUGUCAUUUUUUCAGGAAUUGAGGGUAUUCAAAAAGACAGCUGUGAAUUCAAUCAGAAUAUCACAUGUAAAGUUGGCUAUCCUUUCCUGAAAAGAGGAGAAGAGAUAUCUUUCAAGAUACUAUUUCAAUUCAAUAUAUCCUAUCUUAUGGAAAAUGUGACUAUUCACAUAAGUGUAACAAGUGACAGUGAAGAACCUUUGGAGACCCUUUCUGACAAUGAAGUAGAUAUUUCCAUUCCAGUAAAAUAUGAAGCCGGACUCCAGUUUUCCAGCUCUGCAAGUGAAUAUCAUAUUUCAAUUACGGCCAAUGAUACAGUUCCUGACAUUAUUAAUUCUACCAGUGACAUUGGAAAUGAAAUCAAUGUUUUCUACUUGAUCCGAAAAAGUGGACAGAUCCCCAUACCAGACCUUACACUGAAUAUUUUAUUCCCCAAUUUAACAUCAGAUCAAUACCCUGUACUCUACCUAAUUGGAUGGUCAUCUUCAGAUAAUGUAAACUGCAGACCAACCAGCCUUCAAGAUCCCUUCAAAAUCAACUUUGGAAAUAAAAUAACACCAAAAUCUGGAGAACUCAAGCGAGGCACCAUUUCGAACUGUGAUACCUGCAAAUCUGCAACCAUUAAGUGUAAUCUGAUCCCUUCUGAUGUAAGUCAAGUAAAUGUUACAUUCGUCUUGUGGAAGUCAACAUUCAUAAAAACAACUUUUUCCAGUUUAAAUCUUACUAUAAAGGCAGAACUUCACAGUGAAAACUCCUCACUGGUGUUAAGUAGUGGUAAUCAGAAAAGAGAGCUGGCCAUUCAAAUCUCAAAAGAUCUUCUACCUGGCCGAGUGCCAUUAUGGGUGAUCCUUCUGAGUGCUUUCGCAGGACUCUUGUUAUUGAUGCUCCUUAUAUUAGCACUAUGGAAGAUUGGAUUCUUCAAAAGGCCACUAAAGAAGAAGAUGGAAAAAUGAAAUUCCAUGCCAGAGGGAACAAAUAGCAAUUGUUUAAUGAUCUGUCCUCAGGUUUGCUUCAAAUUUGUGACCAAAAAAGUCUAAAUGUAUUUAUCAUCAACAUGGUCACAUACUUUUGUUCCAUCAAGGAAUUAAUCACCCAGAAAAAAAAAGAACAGAUCAAGAAUGAUCCCAAAAGACAACAUAAAUUUUUAUUUGUAAGAUAUCAGGAAAUAUUUUUAAACAAUUACUCAUUUUUGCUGAGUAAUUGAAUUUAAGAUUACAAAGUAUCUUGAAUAGGAAGGACAACCUAUUCAAAUGUGCUUCAGGAAUGAAGGAAAAGAUGUCAAGCACAUGGAAACAUGUUUUGUUUUGCUUUUUUUUUUUCUCCAGAAAAAUACAAAUUAGACUUUCACUGACCCCAAUGGAAAUCUAGACUCUCAGAGUUUGAAAAUGCAUGUACCAGCCAGGAAAGGGCUUGUUUGUGAGGGUUACUUCCCAUCAUGCACAACUGAGCUCUAGGGAGAGGACAUUCUGUAACAUGGACUCAUGACACAGAGGAUACAAAAAGUAGAAUGAAGCAGGGUCAUACAGCAGGUAGCCUUUGGGUCAAUUUCUGUACAUGGAAAAAUGCAUUUCCCAGGGUGUCUAAUAAGCAAGAUCUAUCCAGCUGAAAUUCUAUCCCAAGCCAAGAAUGAAGAUAAAAGCACUACUAGAAAACAAGCACACUGAAUGGCUGGGUUUAUAAGCUUUUAAAGAGCACACUGAACUUGCAUUUUUGAGCUUUAAGAAUCAAUGUAAAACUCCAUGGUAGUGAAAAAAAAGCACUUAAAACAAUUUUAAUUAUAUGUGUACCUUUAAAAAUAUAAUGUGAUUUAUCCCCAGAGAAUGCCACAGUAUGAAGGGUAUGCUGAAAUGAGUUUCCAAAAAUGGGGUGAUUGGUAAAUGAUAAUGAAGUGCCUAUUGCACCUUUGUGAAUCAGCUUUGAGUUUUGAAGGACCCAGAAUUCCCGUUUUCUAAGGCACUGCAAAGAAGGAGUUUUCUUAGGUCCUUGGUACAGGGUUGGUCCAAACCAAAAACUAGGACAGGGUUUUUAUUUUAUUUUAUUUUAUUUUGUGUUUUUUAUUUUGUUUCUCAAGGAUUAUCUUUUCCAAUACAUUUUCUAUAUUCUGUAAAAGACAAAAUUCCAUUUCAGAAUAGGACUUGAACAAAAAUGAGUGUUUCCAGUGCAUGAAUUACAUAUAGAUAAAUAGCAAGUAAACAGAUCACUAGGAAUAUAUUUAAGGUAUUUUGUGUUUCAAAGGUGGCAACAAGAAGUCACUGCUCUGUGUUUAUCUUCUCUGCUUUUCAAGUCAUUUCCUUCCCUAAAGCAAAUAGAGUUAGUUAGAACACCAACUGCCGUGAACAGUCCAUUUAUUUCCUGUGACAGUAACAUCAACUGAAUGAAUGUACAGUAGGUAUAUCAGUCAAUAAACAUUUAUUAAGUGUCUACUGUAUGCCAGGCACUGCACUAAGGGCUGAAAAUUCAAAGAAAGACAAAAGAUAGCCUCAGCUAUCGAGGAGCUCACAGUCUAAUAAGGGAAACAACAUGAAAACAGCUAUGUACAAAAAGAUACAUACAAGAAAUAUGGGAGAGAAUCAAUAGAGGAAAGGCACCAAUAUUAAGCAGGAUCUGGAGAGGUUUCUAACAGAAAAUGGGAUUUUAGCUGGGUCUUGAAAGAAGCCAGAAAGUGGGGAUGAGAAAGGGGAGUAUUCCAAGCAUGGAAAAAUGCUUAGAGUCUGGAGAUGGAAUGUCAUGUGCAAGAACAGCAAGGAAUACAUUGUCAAUGGACCACAGAGGAGGUGGGGAGGAGAGAGAACUGUGGUGUAAAAAAGACUGGAAAGGUAGGAGAGACCAGAUUGUGAAGGUCUUUGAAUGUCAAUGAUGAUUCUGUAUUUUAUUCUGGAGAUGGUAUUUAUUGAAUAGGGAGAUGACAUGGUCAGAGCUUCCCUUUAUGUAUGAACUACUGCUGUAAAGUAUAUUCAGACUUUAAAACUGCUUUCUAGUUGUUACCAUAUCCCAUCCAGUAUGAUUUACUGUAGUUAAAAACUCAAUUGACUAGAACCUAAUACCUAAAGAAGAGCUUCAGUUAACCAGAAUUUUUCUAUGGUCAUUUUCCAGGCAAAAAUAAAGCAAAUAAGAAGGAAAUAACCCAAAAGGAGAUAUUUCUUAAAAUCCCAAGUUCAGGAUGUUUAAAUUCAAAGUCAACCCAGUUUCCUACCCUUUCCAUACCUAUACCUAUACUAUGAUUGAUGGUAAGAUUAAUCAUGUCCUCCCAUCUCUCUUUCUACACCCCUUAUAUGCUUAUAGACCCCUUUUCACUCCUGCUACCCAUAGACAUAGUACCUUCCUCAUGCCUGUUAAUUGCUCCUAAACCUCCACCUUGUCAUUCCCUUCAUGUGCCAUACUUUUGCUGCAAAAUUACCACUUCCUUUUGAUAUCCUUUGCUUAUUAAAAUUCAUGUUACCACAGUGUUCUGAUCUCUGCUAGUUCUUGGGCAGAUGUCAAACUGACUGAGUUAAUUAACCUCUCAGUCUCACUUUCCUCAAUUAUAAAAUGAGAUGGUUGGAUUAGAAGAUUUCUAAGGUCUCUGUCUAGCUCUGUAUUUAUGAUCCUAAUUCACACUAAGGUGAUGUUUUGACUCUCUCAUAGGGUAUUUGUGUUUUGAAAGAGAGUGCUUACUGAUCCAAAGGCAGUGUCAAUAGUAGAAUUUCAGAUAAUGUGAAAAAUAGUAAGAGAAGUAUUUAGGAUCUAGGCAACUUCCUGGCACUGCCUCAAGUCAUACAAAAAAUGUGCUUACCUGCUUUUUCUACCCAGAAGUCCAACCCCAUUUUCAACCAAAGAGGUGGAAACAAAAAGUAAUAUGAAUGCAUUCAUAAGAACUUCUAUUUCAUUAAAACUUUAUUACAUGUGAGAUAGGACUAGAGAACAGUCCUAUGAUUUCAUUAGGAGAGAGAAUUCCCAGGUAAGGAAAUUCCCUUUACCAACAUAGGGCAGCAGGCAGCACCUCUAUUGAAAGUUCAAGUCUUAAGAGAGUUGCUUAGAACAUCAAGACUUGAAGUGUCUUGCCAAGCAUAUAUGUGUGUGUGUAUAUGUAUAUAUAUACACACACAUAAAUCAUAUAGAUAUACCUAUACAUGCGUAUGUAUACACAUAUGCACACAUAUGUAUCAUGUGUUUACAUAUAUUCAGAGGUGCAACAGAAACCCAGGUCUUCUUGGCUUCGAGGCCAGCACUAUCCACUGUUAAGACAAAUGAACAAGAUCAAUUAAGAAUGAAAUUUUCAUAUUUAAACACACAAAAGGUAAAUUUUAAAAAAGUUUUCUCUGCUCAAUUUACACAUGAUCACAAACUCCAUUAGUCCUUUAAUUUGCCUUACCAUAUAGCCAUUACAUGAACAACAUUAAUUCAUUGAUUAUACUUUGAAGUAAGUAUGGCUAAAAAUUGAGUGACAGAGAAACAGCAAAAGUAGAUUCCUAAAAUGAUUUCCAUAUACUCUGUUUAGCCAAACAUUAUGUAUGUGUAUAUGUAUGUAUGUAUGUAUGUAUGUAUGAGAGAUGUGUAUAUAUGUGUGUAUGUGUAUAUUAUAUAUACAUGUGUGUAUAUACAUACAUAUAUGCAUUUAGCCAAAGGAGUAAGCAUAUUAAAAAUUCUGUGGGCAGAUUAGCUAACAAAUUAUUUUAAAAUGUUGCUAGAGUUUUUAUUCAAUUCAUUGCCUUGUUCCAUUUGUGAUUUGCUUUUCAGUUCCUUCCUUGUACCAUAAAUUUUAAAGACACUUAAAAUUUAAUUGUAUUGCACAAUGCUGAUAAUAUUGUGUAUGGGGGACAUGUUACCAGAAUGAAGAACCAACUGAAGUUCCAUAGCCCCCAGGUUAUGACCUUAACUUUGUAUUCCUAAAAUUUCUGAAUUUAACAAGAAAAGGAAGAGACUGAAAAUAUAUCUGUGUGAUGUGACACAGUUCAAUAAAAUCAUAGACUUCUAGAGUCUACGUGGCUUCAGAGCCAUAACUAGCCAUUUGGGUGCCCUGCACAAGUGUCAUGAAACAGACGAUAAGAAAUGCAAGCUCUCUUGGAAAACCAACAACAGGUAUGGAAGGAUCUCACCUGGGGUGAAAAAAAAAUGCCAUGAAAAGUAUCUAUUAGGUCUUGACUAUAUAUUAAGCACUGAAGAUACAAAAAGAAAAGCAAGAUACCCCUCUCUCAAGGAACUCACAUUCUAAUAGGGGUGGGCACACAUUUAGGAAUUUUUUAGCUGCAAGUCAGAUGGUAACUUCUUAUUCUGACUAUUUUUCUUAACUAGGCGAUAUGCUUGUGUGUUUUUUCCCCUAUCUAUUGAUGGACUACUACAAAUGCCCUCUAUUCCCUAUAAAUUUUAGUGUGCAGGGACAAAGUCCAGCCUCCUUACCCUAGUUAUUGUUCUAAUAGCUACUAAGAAGAAAACCUGUUUGCCUGACAUAUUCAGAUGUCUCAAGAUUUGUCCAUUAUUUGAGAAGGGACAUCCUUUUCCCCUACUUCUUUCUCAGUGUCCAAAAUGAUCAGACAAUUUCAUUCGGGGGAGUAGUUUCAUAGAAAAUACCACCUCCAAAUAUUCAGAAUUGCUCUGGCUGUGAAUGAAGCAGAAUGAUGCAGGAGAUGCAAAGGAUUUUUUAAAAAAUUCUAUACUUGAGCUUGAGGAGGAAAAGAGAGGAAUAGAACCAUCCUUUGCCUAAAUUUAGGUUUAGGCUUAGGUGAAAAAAAAAGAUGUUUGCUUAGAAAUGGGGAAAAAAAUGACCAGGUUGUGAUUUAGUGAAUUUGAGGUGGUAGCAAAAGUCUUGAGCAGCCCAGCUUACAGUAUCCACUCCCAAAUAUUUCUGAGGUCCACAAACCAUUUAUAGGACUGCUUCAGAAAGAUUCUUCACAGAGUUCUGUCUUGUACCAGCCAGGUUCUUUGUCCUUUCUUUGUCUAAUACACUGUAAUCUGCUGCAUUUGAAUUUCAUGUGCAAAUUUAGCCAGUUAAUAAACUAGUAUUGACCAGACAGCAGAUCUAAUCUGUAUAUCUUCAUGAUUUUAAAAUAUGCUCUGAAAUAUGCACACUGUUGGGGAUGUGGGGGGAGGAGAGGACCGGAAGGGCUUAUUCUGACAUAGAUGUUUUUAUAGUAUUUUAUACAUUGUCCUCAUAUUUGUAAGUGUUCCUCAUACUAUACCCUCCCCAGCACACUUCUCUUUUGUCCCUUUCCCUCCACACCCCACCCCUCAAAGAGGUUUUCAAAAAAGACUUGUGUUAUAAUAAAUCUAGGUCUAUUGAAUUUCAA